This is a messenger RNA of Camellia sinensis, 885 nucleotides long. Its product is annotated as protein LURP-one-related 8. Lineage: Eukaryota; Viridiplantae; Streptophyta; Magnoliopsida; Ericales; Theaceae. The record is from RefSeq and is a predicted model, not a curated record.
CCUCUUUCACUACAAAUAUCCUUUCCCUAAAACCAUUUGUAGAGAAAGAUUGUAGAGAGAGAGAGAGAGAGAGAGAAGAUGAUUCUAUUCUUGAAAUCAAAUGCAAAAACAGUCGAUGAAAACCACCACCACCACCACCACCAUGAAGAACAUGAAGAAGAUUACCACGAUGACGGCGCGUGGACAUCACUGACAGUGUGGAGAAAAUCACUAGUAUUCAGUUGCAAUGGGUUUACAGUGAUAGACUCUAAUGGUGGACUGGUGUUUAGGGUUGACAAUUACUCCACUGGACGCCCUGAUGAACUCAUUCUCAUGGACGCCGAUGGCACCCCUCUCCUCUCCCUCUGUCGUCGCAAGAAGCUGAGACUCGUAGAUAACUGGCUUGUCUUUGAAGGCGAAGUUGGUGGCUAUUCACAAAAGAAGCCAAUCUGCUGUGUCAGGAAACACAUUAACAUCUUACAAUCUAAUUUCAAUGUGAUUGCUCAAGUGCAUUGUGGGCCAUCCAAUAAGAAGUGUGCGUACGUGAUUGAAGGAUCAUAUGCACAUAGAUCAUGCCGGGUGUUAGAUGAGUCGAGGAGGGUGGUAGCAGAGAUCAAGAGAAAGGAAGCGAUGAACGGUGGAGUUUCUUUUGGGUUAGAGGUUUUUCUUUUGAUCGUACGGCCAGGAUUUAAUCCUAGCUUUGCAAUGGCUAUUGUUUUGUUACUGGAUCAAAUGUUUUCUUAAUUUUAUGGGUGGGGGGUUUCGUUUUUUCAUUUCUUAUUUCUGAAGGUGUAUACCAUUCAUGUGUCUAUUGCUGAGAUGUAUCGAGGUAAAACAAGUUUGUCAAGGAAAAGUUGAACCCAAAUGAGAAUUCCACCUUGAAAUAAAGAGAUCUUAAAAAUAAAA